Messenger RNA from Jaculus jaculus (lesser Egyptian jerboa), 1023 nucleotides. RefSeq names its product prohibitin. Gene Ontology annotation, biological process: mitochondrion organization. Lineage: Eukaryota; Metazoa; Chordata; Mammalia; Rodentia; Dipodidae. The transcript has a single exon. The record is from RefSeq and is a predicted model, not a curated record. Gene Ontology annotation, cellular component: membrane; mitochondrion.
AUUCAUGUGGAGGUCAGAGUGAAAGCAGGUGUGAGUGGGUCCAACUGAAGGAAAAAUGGCUGCUAAAGUGUUUGAGUCCAUCGGCAAAUUUGGCUUGGCCUUAGCGGUUGCAGGAGGCGUGGUGAACUCUGCCUUAUAUAAUGUGGAUGCUGGGCAUAGAGCUGUCAUCUUUGACCGAUUCAGUGGAGUGCAGGACAUUGUGGUAGGGAAAGGGACUCACUUUCUCAUCCCUUGGGUGCAGAAACCAAUUAUCUUUGAUUGCUGCUCUCGACCACGGAAUGUACCAGUCAUCACUGGUAGCAAAGAUUUGCAGAAUGUCAACAUCACACUGCGCAUCCUCUUCCGGCCUGUCGCCAGCCAGCUUCCUCGAAUCUACACCAGCAUCGGCGAGGACCACGAUGAGCGCGUGCUGCCGUCCAUCACCACGGAGAUCCUCAAGUCGGUGGUGGCUCGCUUUGAUGCCGGAGAACUGAUCACCCAAAGAGAGCUGGUCUCCAGGCAGGUGAGCGAUGACCUCACAGAGUGAGCAGCAACCUUUGGGCUCAUCCUGGACGACGUGUCCUUGACACAUCUGACCUUCGGGAAGGAGUUCACAGAAGCUGUGGAAGCCAAACAGGUGGCUCAGCAGGAAGCAGAGAGGGCCAGAUUUGUGGUGGAAAAGGCUAAGCAGCAGAAGAAGGCAGCCAUCAUCUCUGCCGAGGGCGACUCCAAGGCAGCUGAGCUGAUCGCCAACUCACUGGCCACCGCGGGGGAUGGCCUCAUCGAGCUGCGCAAGCUCGAGGCUGCCGAGGACAUCGCGUACCAGCUCUCUUGCUCCAGGAACAUCACCUACCUGCCGGCCGGGCAGUCCGUACUCCUGCAGCUGCCCCAGUGAGGCCCGCCCUGCCUGAGCCUCCUCGGCUCCCGACCUCCGGGCCACAGCCCUGAUGGUUCUGAACACCACCACCGUCCUCCUGUCCCCACCUCAGAAAUCACUGUGAAAUUUCAUGAUUGGCUUAAAGUGAAGGAAAUAAAAUCAAAUCA